Molecule: messenger RNA, 5615 nt
Organism: Platichthys flesus (European flounder)
Lineage: Eukaryota; Metazoa; Chordata; Actinopteri; Pleuronectiformes; Pleuronectidae
Gene: phldb1a
Product: pleckstrin homology-like domain, family B, member 1a
Exons: 25
Coding region: 222-4358 (1378 amino acids)
Biological process (GO): regulation of microtubule cytoskeleton organization
Cellular component (GO): basal cortex
Molecular function (GO): protein binding
Source: RefSeq, a predicted model, not a curated record
GUUUGACUUUGAAAAGAACUCAAGAGAUCAACGAGCAGUGAAGAAACUAUAGUAUAUUUCCAUCCUUGUGGAGAGGACUGGGAGACUUUUCCCAUAAUGACACCUCAUCUCUGAUGUGCCGAGCCAGCCUGGGUUGAUGAAGUAUAUCCCCUGACAGGAGUUUGAGGUGCACAUGAGCCUGAGAUCUUCACGUGUCGGAUAGUUCUGACAGUCCGGAGGACAUGGAGCGCAUGAGGAGGAAUAAAGUGGAGCAGGGGGGACAGACGCACCAGGUCCUACAGGGCACUCCGUUAGACCUGAUCGAGACUGGCAAGUCCCUGAGAGUCCAGGCAGAACGCCCCCACCUGGUUAGUCUGGGAAGUGGACGACUGAGCACGGCCAUCACUUUGCUUCCACUGCAGGAAGGAAGAACCACACUGGGCAGUGGGGGCACAGAUAUCCCCCUGCAGGGCCACGGCAUCGCAGAGCAGCACUGCUACAUUGAAAAUGAGGCAGGCGUCAUCAUUUUGUACCCAUGUGGGAACCAGUGCGCUGUGGAUGGCCUCCCCAUCACCAGACCUUAUCGCCUAACACAAGGCUGCAUGCUGUGUUUUGGUCAGUCUGCCUUUUUCCGCUUCAACCAUCCAGAAGAGGCCGUGAGGAUGAAGAGCAUGCUGCCCGGGGGGGGAGGAGGAGGCAGGGAACUCAGCACCACAAAAACUCUUCCGGCCGACUCACACAGUGUGUUUAACGGCAGCCAUCAGUCCUUUUCAAGCAAUGGCAGUUCUAAUAUCAACAACAUUGCCAAGACCCUCCAGUGCUCCUUGAUGGUCAACACAUCAUCCUGGUCAGGACCUGGGAAACAGCCGCUUCCUCAGCCGUCUGCUCCAAACAUGCUCAAUGGAAGAAACAGCUCCACAACAGAGGACUGCAUUUAUGAAAACAUCAGAGCCUUGGGAAGCCAGAACCUUGAGGACAUAGCCCCUCCGGUACCUGCCCGGUCCACUCACACCAACCACACUCCUGUCCCCAAUCCACGGAGCUCGCUGUCUGUCGCCUCGAGCAGUGCUGGCGGUGGUCACAGAGUCCAGGAGAGCCCAAAGCUUCUCAGGAAUGUAAGAUCCACCCCCACACCACAGAACUCAGGGUCAGGACAGGGCACACAAAACUCUAGCCCAACUCCCAAAUCAUCAUCUGCUAAAUUUUCCCCAGCGGCUCCCCCCAGCCCUCGAGUAAAAGGUUCCUCUCUACAACACAGAUCCCCCAGCCCCAUGCGAGAGCAGGGUCAGUUUGUCACCAGUGUAGAAGUCCCUCAAAGGCUCAGGACUCCAGAGCUGCUUGUGCCCAGCGGCCUGAGAGAACUUCCUCCUGUGGGCCCCAGCAAACUCACAACAAAAGCAGAGGCCAUGAGGGCGCUGUACUCCCAGAGUCCAUCACCACUCUCUGGGUUGGAGAAGGAGCCUGAAGGCAGGAGAUUAAGGCCUGGGCCAGGAGUUACCAUGGUUUCAGGUCUGGGGACGUCUCCUCUGGCGAGCCCUCAUAGCCAAAGGAAAACCUCCUGCUCGAACAUGACGGGAUCCUCCACCAAGGAACACAACCUAAUGAAGCCAUAUGCACGGGAGCGCAAGAACAGCAUCUCCGAGAUCAGCGACAAUGAGGACGAGUUGCUGGAAUACCACCGCUGGCAGAGAGAGGAGAGGCUGCGUGAGCAGGAAAUGGAGAAAGUGGAGCGGCAGAGGCUGGAGACCAUCCUCAAUCUGUGUGCAGAGUAUAAUCAGGAGGGCAGUGCCGUGGAGUUGGCCGAGAUGGUGAGGAGUGGGCUACUAGGGGGCGCUGUGGGAGUCUGCCCAGGCACAGGAGAUGGGGUGUUCCUCCAGGGUGGAGACGGGCCUCAGAGGGCGAGGCAGAAUGAUGAGGACACCCAGAGAGAGGAGUCCAGCAGCACAGAGAGCACACACCAAGACGUAAGAAACACACUCAUACACAUGGAGGGAGAGAAUAUCAUUGUUUUGGGUUUUUCUCUGACAAGUCUCUUUUCACGAAUCUGGUGUCAGUGUGAUGAGCUGAUGGCUGCUCAGGAGCCCGUGUGCGUGGAGGAGGAGAGGAGCAGGAUAUUGUUCAGAGUUGAUGACUUGAAGCACAGAGUCAGUGAACUGGAGCAGCAGCUACAAGAGACCAAACAGGAGGCGGAGAUGGAGCAGGCUCUGCUGCAGGCCGAGAGGCAGGCAGAGCAGGAGCAGGUGGAGGCUGAGAGUGACAUCAUCUCUCAGCUGCAGCUCAAACUCAGCCAGCUGGACAACGCCGUCCAGAGAGAGAAGGACGAGGGCAGGGCUAAUGUGUCGGCUCAGCGGAAGGCCCUGGAAAAGCAGAGGAAUGAGUACAAUGAGCUGAAGAGGCAGUUUGAUAAGUGCCCCUUGUCUCUAAGGGAACAGUUACAGGAGCAGCUCAGCAGGAAAGCUGAAGCUGUGGAGUGUGGGACCAAGCAGUUUGAGGAGCUGGAGUUCUGCCAGCUGGAGGAGGAGAGCAGUUUGGAGGAGAAGAAGGACACGCAGAGCUCGCAGCUUCUCCAAGAGAGGGCAGAGUACCACUGCAGCGUGGCCCGGAGGAAGGAGAAGAUGGCCACAAUGGAGGCUCAGGUGAAGCAGCUGGGGCUACAGGCCGCGCAGGACUGUGAGAGGAUGGUUAGAGACAGGGCGGUGGCUCUGCAGCUGUUACACAAGGAGCAAGACAGGUUGUGUGCUCUGGAGAAGAGGCACCACACAUUGGGCGGAGAGAGAAGUUACCUGAAGCCCAGCAGCAACAUGAAGGAGGAUUUGCUUCACAUCAGCGAACCUGACCUUGUUUAUGUGGACGGUCCUCCUGAUAGCCCCUGUCCCUCCUCUGCCUCCUUCUCCUCCUCCUCCUCUCACCUCCCCUCCCCUGAACUCUACCCUGUUAGACUACAAGAGGAGUACCUCAGGCUGUCUGAUGUCUAUAAGAUGUAUGGGAAUGCUUCUGGGCAGCCUCACUCUUCCUCCCCUGCUGCUCUCCACUGCGUCUCCCUCUCUGUAUCUCCAGCUAUGCCAUGCGAGGAGUACAUCACAGUCAGUCAAUUAAGUCAGAUCUUUGGGAUGCAGAGACUGAAUCCCUCCUCCUCUGCCUCUAUUCCAUCAUUCCACAUUGCCUCUUCUGAAUCUGUCUUCUCGUGCCACUCAACUGCAUGUGGCCCUUCCUCCUAUCUCUCUGCACAGAGUCAGCCUGAGCUGAGCAGGAAUGCAAUGCCUCCUAUUAAUCUCGAGCGCUGGUACCAGGACAUCAUGGCGGCUGGAGAGGCUCAGUCGUGUCCUCCACCGCUGCCUGCCAAGUCUUUUUCCGCACGCAGACAAGGGCAGCUGUUGAAGUCCAAAUCAGAUGGCGAGGUUGGCCUGGCGGCGUCAUGGGCCCCAGCCCUGCCACACUCCAGCGCUCAUGAGAGAGACGCAUCCACCAAGGGGUUACAGUUAGCUCUGGGAGAGAUGUCAACGCCGUUAGACACGGAGUCCAGGAGGCAGAUGGUUGUACAGAGCAAAGACGUGUCUCCCACUGUCCAUCACUCCAUCCUGCAUCACCAGUCGCCACCGAGCGGAAACCAGGCGUACGACACCCUGAGUCUGGAAAGCUCCGACAGCAUGGAGACCAGCGUCUCCACCGGCAACUCCGCCUGCACCCCGGAAAGUGCCUGUGGGUUAGAGACCCAGAGGAUAGAGGAGAUGGAGAAGAUGUUGAAGGAGGCGCAGCAGGAGAAAGCCCGACUCGUGGAGAACAGAGAGAGGGAGGUGCAGGCUCGGCGGCAGAUGUUGGAGGAGGAGCGGAGGAGGCGAGAGGAGGCCGAGAGAAGGCUUCUGGACGAGACGGCCCACAGGCAGAGGCUGGUGGAGGAGGAGGUGAAGAUGAGAGAGAAAAACUUCUCCCAGGCUCGUCCAAUGACGCGCUACCUGCCCAACCGUAAGGAGGAGUUUGACCUGCGCGCCCACGUGGAGUCGUCCGGCCACAGCAUCGACACCUGCCCCUUCGUCAACCUCACCGAGAAGAUGUGUAAGGGUCACCUGGUGAAGAUGGGCGGCAAAAUCAAAUCCUGGAAGAAACGCUGGUUCGUUUUUGACCGUCUCAAGAGGAACUUCUGUUAUUAUGCGGACAAGCAUGAAACCAAGCUGAAAGGACUCAUUUACUUUCAGGCGAUUGAAGAGGUUUAUUAUGAUCACCUACGCAGUGCCACCAAGAGCCCCAAUCCCUCUUUAACCUUCUGUGUGAAAACCCACGACCGGCUCUACUUCAUGGUGGCCCCGUCCCCGGAGGCCAUGAGGAUCUGGAUGGAUGUCAUAGUAACGGGCGCCGAAGGCUACACGCAGUUCAUGAGCUGAGGGACCAUGUGUCGGGUGACAGGUUGGGAGGAUGAUGGGGACUGAGCGAGCACCGUGACACCUGCGAGGCAACCUGAGCUGCUCCCCUGCUGGGGCUGGAGCUGAGGCUGAGGACACGCGGCAGAUGUGUCCGGGAUGGACAUCUGAGGAGACACUUGAUCUGGUGCUCAUAUAAAAGAAGCCUGAUGCUUUGGUGCAAAUGAAGGCUGAGUCUUGACAUAGGUGCUUUUUUUUUUGUAAGAAUUCUCAAGUUGGACUGAGACUGAGCAGCCUGCCUUUGGAUCUAUGAAGGGAAGCUUUCUAGAAACAAAACCGUAUUAAACUCGUUCUAUUACCAAAAUGUAUUUUAAAUACUUACAAUAUGAUUUCGGGAGGUUUCUGGAGGAACACUUGGAAUAUUUCUUACUUCACAUAAGCUCAAACUCUUUACAUCUCGGAAGCCGAUCUGUGCAUGCGCAGUAUUAAUCUAACUUUUCUCUCUUUUUGAUACAUUUGUACUUUUCCCUGCAGUUUGUUAACCUUCCGAUUAAAAAAGUAUCUUUUAAUAUGUCAAAAACACUAAAAGGAAAACAGAGUUCUAUAGCAAGUAUCUUAAAAUAUUUUUAAAGAGUCAUAUAUUACGCAGCUUUGGUGCCAAAUACUUUAUGAAAUGUUUUUAUCUGAUUUUUACAAUACAAAUUUUAAUAUCACUCAAUAUACAGUGCAAUAUUAUAAGGGCUUUUCAUUCAGAUAAAUAAUAGCAUUCAUGUGUAUUAUAAAAAAACAUAUUUGCAUUUUAACAGUAAUCAUAAAUUAUAGUCCUGUAAUGAUAUUGUAAAACUACCGUGUAUAUCUAAUGAAUAAAAGUAUGUGAUGAAUCUGAUGCUUUGUUUAUCUGACAAACUAAUUUGUUCCAGACAAAUCGGCUAAACUGAACACGUUCACUUACAAUCCAGCUCCUUCCUUAAUUAGUGUUUCUCGCAAUUAAGUCAUUCAUUUUUUCAGCUUUCUUUAAAAAACCUCAUAAGCCCUUAAACGCUCCACACGUUUCAUGUUAAAUGGAGAGCACACAAAAGGUGUUUGCUUCAAGCCACUACAACUCCUCUAUUUACACAACCACAGUCAGGUAGUGGAAUUAGUUAAUGAUCUCAUUAACUCGUUAACUGUAGAAGUUGUUGUUAGAGAACUGAAAUCAUGUGUUUCUGGCUCAGUGUAAUUCAUUUGAUGUCUUGCCCUGAACUAUAGUCUAUUUAAAAAUGAGAAGGAAAAAUAAACAUG